This is a messenger RNA of Drosophila subpulchrella, 523 nucleotides long. RefSeq lists its product as uncharacterized. The record is from RefSeq and is a predicted model, not a curated record. The coding region runs from base 50 to 388 and encodes 112 amino acids. NCBI's taxonomy places the organism in Eukaryota, Metazoa, Arthropoda, Insecta, Diptera, Drosophilidae. Gene Ontology annotation, cellular component: cytosol. The transcript is spliced from 2 exons.
CAGCGCUUAAAUUAGUCGAGCAGCGACACUCAGCCGGUUCACUUCCAAGAUGAAGAGCGACGAGAUUAUUGAGAAGAUACGCAGAAAGCUGAAGGAAUCGGAUCCUGCCCGGCGCACCGUGGUCAACACCUUCCAGUUCAACUUCACCGAUUCGGAUGGUAAUCUCAUUAAGAGCAUGGUCUUUGAUUUCAAAGCGCUGGACAUCUACGAGGGUAGUGCUGCCAGUGCGGAUGCGCAAGUAACCAUUUCGGAUGAGGAUUUCUACUUGGUGGGCACUAAGCAGAAGACCUUUCAGGAGGUUCUGCAGCAAGAGAAGGCCAAGAUCGAUGGCGAUGAGGAGGCUAUUAACAAAAUGCUGGACAAGUUUCGCAUAAAUUCUCAGAACUAGCAAAAGAGAUCUGAAAUAAUUAUGCAUUUUGUUCUGUUUGAAGGAUAUUUAUGUAACGUUCCUUAUUUACUUUAUAAACCUCCCAAUGAUGACUGCAAUCAACACAAAUAAAUAAAUAUUUUUGUCAAGUCUAAA